GCUUCGCCGUGGUGUUGCUGCUGACUUCUCAGACGCGCAGCGCUCAUCGAUUCCUCGGCACAACCGUCUGCCUGCAUGCCCUGUUCUUGUACAAUCAUCUCACCCGCAAGACACCACACAUCGCUGGCCCAGAUACCGUACCAUUGCUCGAGGCCGGUACACGACACGCCCGGGGAGCUGUACAACUGGAAUUGAUGAUAAGCAGGUGACGUACGAUUCCGUAACGCACUUCUAAUGUGGACACACACUCCUUCAUAUCAAGAUCAUCGCCAGCACCUCGAGCUUGGAAACCCCACGUCGAUGUCGAAUCUAGCCACUGUCUGGCGAAAGAAGGAAGAGAUUACAUCCCAGAUAUGCGCUGUGAGGCGAGAAUCGGAAUUGCGGCUACAAGAUCACGUCGUUUCCUCAGAAUUUGUGUACGACAGUGCUUCUCCCCGUUUUGGCCGGCACGUCGUCCCCUCGCACGCGCUCCUUUGCGCUGCCCGCGCGCUACGUGAGAAUCUGGUGCCUCUCCCCGACAGCUCUGGAAGAGACGGAACGCCAGCGCGCCAUCGCCGGGGCAAGCGGCGCGAGGCGCCCCAACACGCGCCGCCAGCCACGCCCUGUGAGUGCCUCCCUCCAAGACUUGUGCGGGCACCCAGCAGACCAGCACGUCAUCUUCCCUGCGCGCGCCCGAGCAACCGCCCGCCGCGUGGACUCUGUCCAUCACGCAGUUCCUGGACUCGGACCCACUGAUCGACACAUGCCGCGCUGCUCUGCGCACCGAGACGCACUCGUGCACGCUCAUCGCUCGCGUCACCGCGCCUCAUUACGGCCCC
This is a messenger RNA of Cutaneotrichosporon oleaginosum, 818 nucleotides long. RefSeq lists its product as uncharacterized. The record is from RefSeq and is a predicted model, not a curated record. Lineage: Eukaryota; Fungi; Basidiomycota; Tremellomycetes; Trichosporonales; Trichosporonaceae.